Messenger RNA from Chelonia mydas (Green sea turtle), 2731 nucleotides. RefSeq names its product forkhead box protein L2-like. The record is from RefSeq and is a predicted model, not a curated record. The transcript has a single exon. Lineage: Eukaryota; Metazoa; Chordata; Testudines; Cheloniidae. Bases 383 to 1117 code for a protein of 244 amino acids. Gene Ontology annotation, biological process: cell differentiation; regulation of transcription by RNA polymerase II; anatomical structure morphogenesis. Gene Ontology annotation, molecular function: DNA-binding transcription factor activity, RNA polymerase II-specific; RNA polymerase II cis-regulatory region sequence-specific DNA binding.
UUUAACGCGCCCUGCAGGCUCUGCCCGCUGCGGGGAGAGGGCGGGGGCCAGGUGCAAUCUCUUGACCUGCUGCUGUAUUUGGGUUUGUCUUUUUUUGUUCUUGUUGUUAAUGACAGCAAAGGCGUGACCUGGCCGUGACCCUAAACACCCGCCGGGAGCUCUGACAGCCGGGGGGGGGCCCCCCGGCCAGGGCACAAGUGCGGGCAGAGCGCACGGGGCCGGCUCCGGGCGCAGACAGGAGCCCGAGAGGGGAGAAGCGCAGGGAGCCCAGGGCCUGGGACCGGGAGCCGGAGCCGCCCGCCCGGGCUGGGACCCAGAAGCGCCCCGCGCCGCCGGGACACCCCCGGCCCCCUCCCCUCCUCCAGCGCCGUGCGCCGGCGCCAUGGAAGGCGCGGGGUCCGGAGCGCUGGGCCCCCCGCCGGCGGGAGCCGGGCAGGGCGCGGGGGAGGCCGCCCCGCAGAAGCCCCCUUACUCGUACGUGGCGCUGAUCGCCAUGGCCAUCCGGGAGAGCCCGGGGCAGCGGCUGCCGCUGAGCGGCAUCUACCAGUCCAUCGCCGGGCGCUUCCCCUACUACCGGCUGGGCCAGAAGGGCUGGCAGAACAGCAUCCGCCACAACCUCAGCCUCAACGCCUGCUUCCUCAAGCUGCCCCGGCCGCGGGGCGCCGAGCGCAAGGGCAGCGACUGGACCCUGGACCCGGCUUUCCACGACAUGUUCCAGCCGGGCAACUACCGGCGCCGGCGGCGGGCGCAGAGACCCCAGCGGGCCGCCCCGGCUGGGCCCGGCCCGGCCCCCGCCGGCCCGGAGCCGCCCGCCUACCUGCCCCGCCAGAGCCCCCCGGCCGCCUACCUGCUGGGCGGCGCCUGGGCGUCCCUGGGGCAAGCCCCGCCGGGCUGCCCGCUCAGCAGCGGCCGCCCCGCCCCGUGCCCGGCGCCCCUGGGCGGCUACGGCCCCUGCCCGCGGCUGCUGCUGCCCGGGGCGGUGGCGCAUCCGCCGCUGAGCCCUGCCGCAGGGGGGUCCGGCUGCCCGUACCAGCAGCCCCCGGAGCUGCCCUUCAUGCGGUACUGGGGGGAGCAGGAGAGACCCUACGGCGCCUUGCCCGCCGGCAUAGACCUUUGACUCCUUGGCCAUCGGACGGGAGAGGGCCCUGGGUGCUGCGCCCGGACCCUGAGAGGUGCCUCGGCCUUUCCCUCUCCCCGGGUGAUCGGCAUCGGAGCCCAAACAACCCCGUGUUCUCCGCUUCUCCCCGCUUCUACUCUGAGCGUUGCGGGGAGCGCCGGGCUGCGCUUGGUUUGAUCACGGGGACCCCUCCCGUGUUAACGCAGCAACGGGCAGGCGAGGUUCGAUGCGCGCUGCCUCUGAAGAGGAGUCGUUGAAAGGCUUUUGGGGAGCCUCGCUGAAAGAAGGGGGUGCAAAUUCGGUUGAAAGGGGAACCACCGUUCUGAGAAGAGGAGCCACAUCGGAAUGGACUUUGGAAGUGAGCCUGUACUUCCCUUGCUUUGAAAAGGGGAGGAACUGGGACAGUACCACAUUAUAAAUGCAAACACAAGCAUUAACUUUGAAGUCCGAAUGAAUACAGUGAGUUGUGCGUUUCACUAGCAAUAUCAGGGCUCCGGAAAUUCACCCUGCAGCUCUAAUUCUCUCCAAACUGAUUCUUCUCCGGGCAGAGGAUCCUAGAGGACGUUAUUUGUUCUGCAAAACUAGACCCUAAUAUUUUAGAAAUUCCCUGUUUGCAAAGUAUUUUAAAUAACCCUUGAAUUUGGGGUCAAAACUUUCUUGAUCCAAGGAAAGAAUGAAGAGUUUCAGGCUAGUUUCCUGUUACACAGUUAUUGUAGAAGUGGUAUAAUGUGUUGUUUAAGUCAGAAUAGUGUUAACAUUUUCAGAGACUUUUAUUCGUGAAAGCCGCUUUAAAAUACGCAGUUACUGAAGAAGCAUCAAGGACAAUAUAUUUGAAAACGGUGGUUGGUACAUCUGUUAGGAAUUAAAAACCUGUCUAUAUUUUUUUGGAUUAUUGAAGGGGUUUAAAGUAUGCUGCCUUGUUUCAUUCUUUCCGGUGGCUCCUAAGAAACGUGAAUUCUCCACUGCAUAACCAUUGUUUCUUUUAUUGUGUUAAAUUCAUUGGUACUAGUGAAACUGGAAAUGCCUGACCUUGGGCUGUUAUCUGUAAGCAAGAGAAGUUGAUGAACUGAUAUAUUUCAGUUUUGUUAAGUCUGAGAAAUUGUUUUGGGGACUGAAAGUAAUGUGCUAUCAUUUUUAAAAGUGAAAUGUAGUUACUUUCUGGAAAAUACUUUUUGCAAAUGUCCUUCAAAACUCGAUUUCUGAACUUUUUUUUUUAAAGCAUUACGUAAAGGAAUAACUUUAUUUUUAAAAAAGAUGCUAAAUACCAAAGACUUUUGGGAUAAAUGUUGUAAUCCUUACUUUUUUAUAUUUAAAGAGAAACUAUUUUGGUUGAAGUGAAGUCAGAGGCAUUUUAUAUACUGUUCCUUGUUAGUAUAAUUAUUGUGAACAGGGUUAUAAUGGCAAUGCAGCGGUCCUUUUGUUGUUUGAAUUUCAGGAGUGGCUUCAGCUCUUUUCUUGUCAAAAAAGAUUCUAAAUGCAAAUAGUAUUUCUAGUCGAAAUUGUGAUUUGUUAUAGAAGUGAAUGGUUGAGAUACUAUCAAUAUGCAUAGUAGCAUUUUUUGGUGUGUUACAUUUUGAGACUUGUUUCAAUAAAUAUUUGUUACUUUAUAAAAAA